CGGAAGUGCCUGGAGCAAGAUUACUUGUUUGCGAACAUCCACCAACAAAGCUGCAUCAUUGAAGAUCUUGCAAGCACUUUAAUGUACUUGAGCCACUAUGUUUUAAACACAUGCCAAACGUCUAGCUAGUAAACCAUUGUAAAUUAUUAUUUACGUCAUCGUCUUCGUUGUGUUUAAUAAGGUAGCUGGCUAGUUAAGUUAGCACUAGCUUUGUCGCUAACGAUUGCAGGCUUGCUAACGAUAGCAGACCUGACAAUGAGCUCUCUAAACUACUCUCCUGCUACAGAAGUAGUAUGCUGGACAGAGAACGAGGGUUUGUGGCUGAACAUUGUUGUCAAAGAAGAAGAGGAGGAGGUUAUUGUAAAUACAGGAGGAGAGGUAGAAGCUGUUUCUGUGAUACAAGAGGAACGACGGUUCAGUGUGAAAGAGGAGGAGGAUGUUUCUGUGAAAGAGGAAAGACCGUUUAGUGUGAAAGAGGAGCAUGGUGUUCCUGUUAAAGACGAGGAGAAAAAUAGGGAUGUUGCUUUUGGAGAUGAGGAAGAGGAGAUAACUGUCACAUUGAAAACGGAGAAGGAUGACGAAGAGGUGAAAAGCGGAGAUCUGAUUAACAUCAGAGAAAGACAGAAUUAUCCUGAAUCCUCCGGGGAGAUUCAACAACACCAAGAUCCUGACAAGGACAACAGCAGCCUACCCCUCCCAUCCGUCCCUGAGGCCCUGGGUCUGAAGAGGGUGUCAGUGCGGCUGUUUGACUUCCGGAAAACACUAAGGGUGAUUGGAACCGUGAGAAGACGACAGGGAGACUUGACACAUCAAAGGGUGUCUCUACAACAUGGUCCUGAAGAGGCAGAGAAGAGUCUCUCCAAAUCCCAACACCUCAAGAAACACCAGCAGAGACCGACAGGAAAUAAACCUCACCACUGUUCUCAGUGUGGAAUUCGUGUUUCUGGAUCAUUUUUUAUGAUAUCGCACAAGAGAUCUUGUGAAAAGUCUUCAGAUGUAUGUGAGAAGUGUUUUACUACCUCAGGUGAUAUGAUUGUACCCAAGCAAACCCAAACUGGUCAGAAACGUUACCACUGCUCAGACUGUGGGAAAAACUUUUUAACAUCACAGACUUUGGAGAUUCACCAGAGGUCUCACACAGGAGACCAUUCUUAUAGCUGUAAUCAAUAUGGAAAAGUAUUUGGUCAAGAUGAUCAACUUAUUGAGCGCCACCAAACAGAUUUGGGCGAGAAACCUUAUAGUUGCUAUAAGUGUGGGAAGAGUUUUAAUCAACCCAGCAACCUAAAGUCACACCUCAGAAUUCACACAGGACAGAAACCUUUUAGCUGUGACCAGUGUGGGAAGAGUUUUGCUCAGUCAAACAACCUGAUAUCCCACCAGAGGACACACACUGGAGAAAAGCCUUAUAUCUGUAAUGAGUGUGGGAAGGGCUUUACUCAGCCUUGCCACCUGAAAUCACACCAGAGAACUCACACGGGAGAGAAACCGUAUAGCUGUGACGAGUGCGGGAAGAGUUUUACUCAGCUAAGCCACCUGACGUCCCACCAGAGAACACACUCAGGAGAGAAACCUUACAUCUGCGACCAGUGUGGGAAGAGUUUUGCCCAGUCAAACAACCUGAUAGUUCACCAGAGAACACAUGUAGGAGAAAUGCCUUCGAGCCGUUGUUUCUCACGGCUGAGCUGACCCAGCUCUGUACCUCCGGUUUCCACAUCACCACAGUCACCAUGGAAACUGUAUCCCCAAGUUUAUGACCCGUGUUGUUUUUGUUCCACCUGACCUGUCUGACCACCUGCACUUAUUCUGUGUAAAUGUGUGUAUUUAAUGAUUACUCUGUAAAUAUGUAUAUAAGAUAAUGACUCAGUGUGAGUAUGCACAUAAUUAUUACUCAGUGUAAAAGUGUAUAUAAGACACUGAGUCAUUGUAAAUAUGUACACUGCUCAAAAAGGUUAGGGGUCACAUAAAUCACACAUUGGGUCUCUAUUUACGAAAUAUAUUAAA
Messenger RNA from Esox lucius (northern pike), 2001 nucleotides. RefSeq names its product zinc finger protein 180-like. The coding region runs from base 256 to 1686 and encodes 476 amino acids. Gene Ontology annotation, biological process: regulation of transcription by RNA polymerase II. The record is from RefSeq and is a predicted model, not a curated record. Gene Ontology annotation, molecular function: RNA polymerase II cis-regulatory region sequence-specific DNA binding; DNA-binding transcription activator activity, RNA polymerase II-specific. NCBI's taxonomy places the organism in Eukaryota, Metazoa, Chordata, Actinopteri, Esociformes, Esocidae. Gene Ontology annotation, cellular component: nucleus. The transcript has 4 exons.